Messenger RNA from Ahaetulla prasina, 4931 nucleotides. RefSeq names its product DEAD-box helicase 3 X-linked (gene DDX3X). Gene Ontology annotation, cellular component: nucleus; P granule. Bases 311 to 2506 code for a protein of 731 amino acids. Gene Ontology annotation, biological process: cell differentiation; gamete generation. Gene Ontology annotation, molecular function: ATP binding; RNA binding; RNA helicase activity. Lineage: Eukaryota; Metazoa; Chordata; Lepidosauria; Squamata; Colubridae. The record is from RefSeq and is a predicted model, not a curated record. The transcript has 19 exons.
UUCUUCACCCUCCCCCCACCUCUUAAUGCGGAGCGGAGAGUUCUCCCCGCGAUACCUUUUGCAGCAAGCAGAGGUGGGGGGAGGGGAUCGAAAGGAGGAAGAAGGGGCGUGGCUUGCGCGCUGAAGUCAGCACGGCGGCUGCGAGGGGGCGGAGGAAUAUAUAAAGGCCCGGGUCGAACUGGGGGUGUUUCAGUUAGAGAAGCGAUUCUAAGACGGAGGAGGGAGAACUGUUGUAGGCGAGGCGUAUAUUACUUCUAGUGAAUUCGAGUUUCUCUACGCGGAGCGGGACCUCCCGGAACGAUCUCUCGUUAUGAGUCAUGUGGCAGUGGAAAAUGCCCUCGGUCUAGAUCAGCAGUUUGCUGGUCUAGACUUGAAUUCCUCAGACUCUCAGAGUGGAGGAGGAACAGCAAGUAAAGGCCGGUACAUUCCUCCUCAUUUGCGAAAUAGAGAAGCUUCAAAGCAGGCAUACAAUAUCCAUAACUAUACAGCAAACUACUAUUCCAAUUCGAUGCCACCACCAAGAAGCUAUUCCCCCAGCUGGGACUCUCGUGGAGGUAAUGGCUAUAUGAAUGGAUAUGAUCGUGACAGCCGGAUGAAUGGCUACGAUCGUGAUCGCGGUGUGUUUGGAUCCAGAGGAGGAUCUGGACGUGAUGACAGAGGAUUUGAUGGUGGAUGGAAUGCUGCCAGAGACAGGGAUGCAUAUAGUAGCUUUGGUGCAAGAAGUGAACGUGGAUCAGGAAAAUCAAGUUUCUUUACUGACCGUGGCAAUGGCUCAAGAGGAAGAUUUGAUGAUCGUGGUGGAAGAUGCAGUAGUGAUUUUGAUGGUAUUGGGAGUCGUGGUGAUAGGAGUUGCUUUGGUCGAUUUGAUCGUGGUGGAAACAGUCGUUGGUGUGAUAAAAAUGAUGAAGAUGAUUGGUCAAAACCACUUGCCCCAAGUGAACGUGUGGAACAGGAGCUGUUCUCUGGGGGGAAUACAGGCAUUAACUUUGAAAAAUAUGAUGACAUUCCAGUUGAGGCAACAGGCAACAACUGUCCUCCACACAUUGAAAGUUUUAGCGAUGUUGACAUGGGGGAAAUUAUCAUGGGGAACAUCGAACUCACCCGCUACACUCGACCUACUCCUGUUCAGAAAUAUGCUAUUCCUAUCAUCAAAGACAAAAGAGAUCUGAUGGCUUGUGCCCAGACAGGUUCUGGGAAAACUGCUGCAUUUCUUUUGCCCAUAUUGAGCCAGAUAUAUACAGAUGGUCCAGGUGAUGCUUUGAGAGCCAUGAAGGAAAAUGGAAGAUAUGGGCGUCGUAAACAAUACCCAAUUUCAUUAGUUUUGGCUCCAACAAGAGAAUUGGCAGUGCAGAUAUAUGAAGAAGCUAGAAAGUUUGCCUAUCGUUCCAAAGUCCGUCCUUGUGUUGUAUAUGGUGGUGCUGACAUUGGCCAACAGAUACGUGACUUAGAACGUGGUUGCCAUUUGCUUGUGGCAACUCCAGGCCGCCUUGUAGACAUGAUGGAGAGGGGAAAGAUAGGCCUAGACUUCUGCAAAUACUUGGUUUUGGAUGAAGCUGAUCGUAUGCUUGACAUGGGUUUUGAGCCUCAGAUUCGUCGUAUUGUUGAACAAGAUACUAUGCCACCAAAGGGUGUCCGUCAGACAAUGAUGUUUAGUGCUACUUUUCCAAAGGAAAUUCAGAUGCUUGCUCGUGAUUUCUUGGAGGAAUAUAUUUUUCUGGCUGUUGGCCGAGUUGGCUCUACAUCUGAGAACAUCACACAGAAAGUAGUCUGGGUGGAAGAGUCAGACAAAAGGUCAUUUCUGCUUGAUCUCUUGAAUGCCACAGGCAAGGAUUCUUUGACUCUGGUGUUUGUAGAGACUAAAAAAGGAGCUGAUUCUCUGGAGGAUUUCCUGUACCAUGAAGGAUAUGCUUGCACCAGUAUCCAUGGUGAUCGUUCUCAGCGAGAUAGAGAAGAGGCGUUACAUCAGUUCCGCUCUGGCAGAAGUCCCAUCUUAGUUGCCACUGCAGUAGCAGCACGAGGACUGGAUAUUUCCAAUGUUAAACAUGUCAUAAAUUUUGAUUUGCCAAGUGACAUAGAAGAAUACGUGCAUCGCAUUGGCCGUACGGGCCGUGUAGGAAACCUUGGUCUUGCCACAUCAUUUUUUAAUGAGAGGAACAUAAAUAUCACAAAAGACUUGUUAGAUCUACUUGUUGAAGCUAAACAGGAAGUACCAUCUUGGCUAGAAAACAUGGCAUAUGAGCAACAUCAUAAGGGCGGAAGCAGUCGUGGACGUUCCAAAGGUCGCUUCAGUGGAGGCUUUGGUGCCAGAGAUUAUCGAACAAGCAGCAGCAGCAGCGGUGGGAGCAGUAGUUUUGGCAGCAGUCGUGCAAGUAGUGGUCGCAGUGGUGGUGGUGGUGGUGGUCACGGAGGUAGCAGAGGAUUUGGAGGUGGCUAUGGCGGCAUCUAUAACAGUGAUGGAUAUGGAGGAAACUAUAACUCUCAGGGGGUAGAUUGGUGGGGCAACUGAUCUGCUUGCUGCAGAUUCUUACCAAACAAGCUAAUAUGGAAACCACAUGUAACUUAGCCAGACUAUACCUUGUGUAGCUUCAAGAACUCGCAGUACAUUACCAGCUGUGAUUCUCCACUGAAUUUUUUUUAAGGGAGCUCAAGGUCACAAGAAGGAAAGGAACAGAAGCCCUACUUUGAAGAAGGUUUAAAGACUCCAUUGUAGUCAGGAUUAACUCCUUUACCCAACCCCACUCCCACUCCUAAACUGUAUUUAUAAUUUUGUGACUGAGGAUCAUUUGUUAAUGUACUGUGCCUUUAACUUUAGACAACUUUUUAUUUUGAUGUCCUGUUGGCUCAGUAAUGCCCAAGAUUAUCAAUUGUCUUUGCAAAAUUAUUCAACUUGGGCUUUAUAAAAAUCAAACCUUGGCACACAGGUGUGAUACAACAUACAGGAAUCAUUGAUUCAUCCACUUUAUCUGCAAAAACAAAAGAAAAAAGAAAACUUGUGCGGUGGCCUACAUUAGGGCUUUGAUACUUGGAGAUUUGAAAAAUAAAACAUCUUGAAGCAUAUCAAUGGAAUUAGUUUCUAAUGUGGCAAAACUGUACAAAGUUAAAGUUGAUUUGCUCACUCUAUCCUGGAUAGGUACUUCGAACCUGAUUGUCUUUAAAAAGCCAUUCCAGUCCUGAUAAUGAGGUGGUGUAUGGAUUGCAUGCAUACAAGCACUGUUUUAAAAGUAAAUGCAAGUAAACACAGCAAUUCCAGUGUUUAGGCAGAUUAUUAAUGUGAGCUAGCCAAUAGAAGGCGGAACAUUACAGGGAAUGUUUAAAGGUCUGAACUUGAAAUAGUUUUUAGGAGAAUUCAUCUACUUAAGACGAUUCAAAAUUGCCUGCCAUAUUAAGUUGAAAUGGUAGAAUGGCUGACCAUAACAGUGAAGGUCCGUUUUUUAAAAGGGCCUGACUGAUUUUUUUGGUCUUAACGCAUGCUAGUGUUGAUGUUUUUUGGUCAAGGGGGAAUGAACAGGAAGAAUUAUGCAGCAGGCUUUAUUUUAAUGCAGAUUCACAUUACUCUGUUCAAGCUGCGUUGAAGUGUUAACUGGCUUACUGUAGACUUGUAAAAUGGCUCCAGAAGAGUAACAAAUUCUGAGAUCACAAAGGUUGGAAUGUACAUAACUGCACAAGGUUCAAUUCUGCUAUCAAGUGCAGUUUUAGUCAGUUUUAGUUGCAUAGGUUUCCAUUGUAUUUAGUCUUGUUAAUGCUGAUCUGGCCAAAGAUGAGUAUUUCCAACAGUAAAAGGCCUCUGUCACUUAGUGUCUCUGAGAUAACGUCUGUUGCCAGAGCUAUUACCAACUCUUUCUUUAAGUGGCAUAGGACAACAGCAAAAUCUCCUAAAGUGCAAUAGAUCUUUUCAAGUGUAUUGUGCCUUGUACUAAACUUUAAGUAGGUGCACUUGACAGUAUUUGAAGUCAUUUGUUAUGGUGCUAUUUCAAUUAGUCUAGAUUUAGGCCCUUGUACAUUUGCCCAUAACUUUUUACAAAAUACUUCUUUUAUUGCACAUUCAGAGAAUUUUAUAUGUCUUGUGUGCGUGUCCUUAACUUCCAAUCUUAUUUUGUCUCUUGGGAGACUGAACGCAGCUUGGCUAAGGAGAAGGAACUAGAUUCUAAAACUGGGACCAUGGGAAUAAUGGUUGGGAAGAAAACUAUUUGCACACGACAGAUUUCUAGAUACUUUUUGCUGCUAGUUUUGUGUAAUAUUUAUUGAACAUUUUUGACAAAUAUUUAUUUUUGUAAGCCUAAAAGUGAUUCUUUGAAAGUUUAAAGAAACUUGACCAAAAGACAGUACAAAAACACUGGCACUUGAAUGUUGAAUGUCACCGUAUGCGUGAAAUUAUAUAUUUCGGGGUAGUGUGAGCUUUUAAUGUUUAAGUCAUAUUAAACUCUUAAGUCAAAUUAAGCAGACCCGGCAUUAGCAGUGUAGCCAUAACUUUCUGAUAGUAAAACAAAAAUUGGCAACUUUAAAAUUAAACAUGCCAAGGUUUUGAUACACUUGUCUUAAGAUAUUAAUGAAACACUUCAAAACACUGAUGUGAAGUGUCCAGAUUCUCAGAUGUUCGUUGCGUGAGUUUUUGUUUAGUUGUGUGUUUUUUUUUUCAGUGAAUGUCUGGCACAUUGCAAUCCUCAAACAUGUGGUUAUCUUUGUUGUAUUGGCAUAAUCAGUGACUUGUACAUUCAGCAAUAGCAUUUUAGUGAGUUUUACAACCAGCAAUAUUCUUCAGUUGUGAUAAAGAUUCAGUCAUAUGCAAAGAAUGGGUUUAAACUUGCUGAGUGUAAACAAUAUGAAUGUCAGGUCACUGUAGGUUUAGUAAUUGCUUAUUGUAUUAGUUUAGAUGCUAGCACUGCAUGUGCUGUGCAUUACUCAGUUUUAAUAAAAUAAAAAGUUGAAAUGCA